CAGCUUGUGGAUUCAAGUGUAUUGAUGAUCGCGUACGAAACUACACCAGAAUGUACCUUUACUCACCGAUAAGAUUUCACAUGUAUUCCAUCUGAUCUUAGACAGUCGUGCACUGCUCAGCGUUUUUCCAUGCUCACUUAUUAAACUCCUCUGUGCAGGUUUAUCUAUCUUCCCGACGCCCAAGCUAUGUCAUUUAAAGAACGCGAUUUGCUCUAUCGGUUGAUUAUAAGGUUUGAAUUGUACCAACUAACCAUUCAUGCCCUCAGUCAACUGUUUUAUGAUGGAUUCCAAACGAUGGCAGUAAAUUUGGUGAACCUAGUGAGCCCCUCCACGGCUUGUGGGCCCUCAAACCGGUUGUUCCGCCUUGUAAAGUUGGGAUUGGCCUCAUCUGAAGAGGAACAAGAGAAAGGCGGGGUUAUUGAAGGAGAGUGUAUCGCCCCUGGAACUGGUAUCGACCUUGAGGUAGAAAGUGAAAGCUCUACAAUGGCUCCUGAAGCUGCUCUCUAUGAGACAUGCUACGUUACAGCCCACAAAGCCGCCUGUCGCGCUGCCGCUUUUAACGGAACAGGGCAGUUGGUAGCAACCGGUUCCCACGACUCAUCGAUCAAGAUUCUAGACGUGGAACGGAUGUUGGCGAAGAGUGUAUCUCCAGCCGAUCACCUGGGACAAGAAACGCCUCAGCAACAAAUGGAAACCCAUCCAGUGAUUCGAACCUUAUAUGACCAUACCGCGGAGGUUACUUGCGUGGAUUUCCAUCCUGAUCCUACACUUCAAAUACUUGUCAGUGGGAGCAAGGACUAUACAAUCAAGCUGUUCGAUUUCUCCAAUCCUUCUGUAAAGAAAGCUCAAAGAAAUAUACCGGAAGCCUCACCGAUUCGGACUCUUCAUUUCCAUCCAUCGGGCAACUUUUUGCUGGUGGGUACUCAGCACAAAACCCUACGGUUGUAUGAUGUCCAAACCUGUCGCUGCUAUGUGUCUGCUGUCCCAGAAGAUCAACACCAAAGCUCUGUCAACAUGGUUCGGUGGUCACCCAAUGGGAACGCGUUUGUUACUGCGGGAAUGGAUGGGAACUUUAAGAUUUGGGACGGAGUCUCUUGUCGAUGCGUGAACACUUUCGAGGCUGCACACGACGGUGCGCCUGUAUGCUCUGCAAUGUUCUCUCGCAACGGAAAGUAUAUACUCAGUUCGGGCAAAGACAGUGCUGUGAAGCUCUGGGAAAUAGCUACAGGUCGGUGUCUCAUCACAUACACCGGUGCCGGGACUACUGGGCACCAGACGCAUCGAUCCAUGGCAGUGUUCAAUCACACAGAGGAUUACGUUCUGUUUCCGGAUGAAGCUACGAAAAGUCUUUGUUGCUGGGACUCACGAAACGCCGACCGACAGCGCCUACUUGCUUUAAAUCACAACGGCCCAAUACGCUGCUUUGUACAUUCUCCGACUACAGCUGCGUUCAUGUCCUGCAGUGACGACAACAGAGCACGGUUUUGGUACAAACGACCCAUUUCGGACUAAAUUUGGUCUGUAUCCCCCUCGUUUCCAAUCUGUAUAUUUGAAUGCAUACGUCAUUAAUGACAUCUGAGCGUUUAUUUCUCUUUCCAUAGAAGUUACAGAAGCUGAAAAGAUAGACAUCAUAGGCUACGAGUGGGGAGUAAAGGACAAAACUAUGAUAACUACAUACGAAUCCAGAAGUCUAUAAUUAUUUCCUCAAGCAGCAGUGGCAGGUGCGGCGCGUUGUUUCGAAUGUGAGACAAGUGGCAACGAGUAUUUCCUCCAAAUGGUGCAUAGGGACUCGACCAAUUGUUCUGUCAACACAUCAGUGUGAUGGGGCGUUGGGGCGAUUCGAAGGCGCUCGUCUCCUCUGUCUACUGUUGGGUAGUUGAUCGAUUGCACAUAGAUAUUGUGGUCUGCAAGCAGCUCCACAGAAAUCCGGGUACAUAACUCAGCAUCUCCAACCUACAAGGGACACGCCAACAAUGAACGCUUAGUAAGAAAUACAAUCAACUCGAAUGGAUUUUAAGCCAGUAGCACAAAAGUGAAGACUGACUGGUCCCUAAAGUGCUAAAUGUCGAAUUCAAACGGCCGCUAUAAUGGAUGCAGUCUGGGAAUAUAUACUUGAUUCUAACCUGCCACUCGUCAACGGAAUCGUUCGCCAGCCAAAUUUGUUUGAUGCUCACCUUGGAACAAUACAGUGCGUAGAAACUGAAUGGCAUCGGGUAGCAGGUGGUCAGCAAAUGCUUUCGUGUACAUAGCAUUGGACCUUCUGCCACCACACACGAAUAAAAACAAACUCACUUGACCUCACCUAUGUGUACAUAGUUAAACUCCUCUCUAAUGGGCACUGCCG
This is a messenger RNA of Opisthorchis viverrini, 2344 nucleotides long. RefSeq lists its product as hypothetical. The transcript has 11 exons. Lineage: Eukaryota; Metazoa; Platyhelminthes; Trematoda; Opisthorchiida; Opisthorchiidae. The record is from RefSeq and is a predicted model, not a curated record. Gene Ontology annotation, molecular function: protein binding; RNA binding. Gene Ontology annotation, biological process: mRNA 3'-end processing. Gene Ontology annotation, cellular component: mRNA cleavage stimulating factor complex. Bases 187 to 1512 code for a protein of 441 amino acids.